This is a messenger RNA of Corticium candelabrum, 950 nucleotides long. RefSeq names its product nicotinate-nucleotide pyrophosphorylase [carboxylating]-like. Gene Ontology annotation, cellular component: cytoplasm. The transcript has a single exon. The record is from RefSeq and is a predicted model, not a curated record. The coding region runs from base 13 to 888 and encodes 291 amino acids. Gene Ontology annotation, biological process: NAD+ biosynthetic process; quinolinate catabolic process. Lineage: Eukaryota; Metazoa; Porifera; Homoscleromorpha; Homosclerophorida; Plakinidae. Gene Ontology annotation, molecular function: nicotinate-nucleotide diphosphorylase (carboxylating) activity.
UAGCCACGGAGAAUGCAAGUGCGGGAGCUAUCUCACACUCUUCCUCCUCACUCCGUUAGAUCUCUAAUUCGACAGUGGUUAGCUGAAGAUACGCCAUCAUUUGACUGUGGAGGAUUUGUAGUGGGAGACAAAGAGGAUGAAGCUUGGUUGUUGUGCAAGUCACGUGGAGUCUUGUCAGGCUGUCCGUUCUUUCAGGCUGUAUUUGAUGAGCUAGACUGCUCAGUUCAGUGGCAUCAACGCGAGGGAGACUUAUUGGAACCGACGAAUGGCCUUCCUUGCCGUGCAGCAACAAUCAGAGGAAAAGCAAGAAAUCUGUUGCUUGGAGAACGAGUUGCAUUAAAUACAGUAUGUCGAUCAAGUGGCAUAAGCAGUGUUGCUAGACACUUGAGAGAGCUAGCUGAUAAAGCUGGUUGGAAAGGUGAAAUUGCGGGAACAAGAAAGACAACACCAGGGUUUCGUCUGGUCGAGAAAUAUGCCUUACUGGUGGGUGGUGUGUCCACUCAUCGUUACGACCUCUCUUCCAUGAUAAUGCUCAAAGACAACCACAUUUGGUCUGUUGGAGGUAUCAAGAGUGCGAUUGAACGAGCUCGUCAGGUUGGUGGCUUUUCACUGAAGAUUGAAGUCGAAUGCAGGUCUCUCGACGAAGCCAUUGAGGCAUGUCAGUGUGGAGCAGAUGUCGUUAUGUUAGAUAACUUUAAACCUUUGGAUUUACACGAGACAGCAAAACAGGUGAAAGAAUGCUUUCCACAUGUUAUAAUGGAAGCGAGUGGAGGAAUUCAACCAGACAACAUUCAGGAAUAUUUUUCCUCACACAUUGAUGUUAUUUCAAUGGGUAGUCUGACUCAAGGAUAUCCCGUUGUUGACUUUUCAAUGAAGAUUCAGAAAUAAGAUCAAUAAUACAGCAAUACAAUUUCUUUUCCACCCAUGCCUAAAACACUCGCCUAGACUAC